AUGACUGAGCUAUUUGACCGACCGAGCUUGAUGCCACCAUUGAUCACCCCGAGCUUUUCACCCAAAGACCAUAAUAUCGGCACCCUCUUGGCCCAUAGAAUGGAAGAGCUGGGAGUUAAGGACUUCUUUGCCGUCCCAGGUGACUCAAAUCUGACCCUGCUUGAUCAGCUUUUGAAAAACCCAAGCCUACACCUUAUUGGGUGCUGUAAUGAGUUGAAUGCUGGCUACGCUGCAGAUAGGUACGCGCGAAGUUCCCCUACCAAAGUUGCGGUUGUGAUAGUCACCUUCACGGUUGGGAGCCUAUCACUGCUUAAUACAAUUGCAGGAGCCUAUUCUGAGCGACUUAAGAUCAUAAUUAUCUCAGGCUGUCCAAGCUCAAAAUUGCUGACAGAGGGGAGUCUCCUCCAUCAUACGACAGGUAGAGCGAGCAAGGACCAAGCACUGCGUGUAUUCCAAGAGUUCACGGCUACCUCAAUCCGUCUGGAUUCCAGUGAAUAUGCUGCACUCCGCCUAGAUGAAGCUCUCUCUCAGUGCAUUCAUAAAUCACUGCCAGUCUACAUUGAGAUUCCCACCGAUAUAGUGGGGGUUGUGGGCAAUGCAGCAACUCCUUUGCAGAUUUCACCGCCAACAUUAAUUCAAUCAGAGGCCGUCGAUGAAAUUAUAUCCCCACUGAUUGCCACCUGGAAUGCAGCGCACCGGCCGAUUUUGAUCAUUGGUGCUCUGGCACGCUUCUUCCUCUCGACAGAAGCUCUGAUAGCAUUUGCUGAAAAGCUGGGUUGCGCCGUCUUCUGCCAGCCGGAUGCCAAAUCAACGCUACCAGAGUCACACCCUCAGUUUGUGGGCACAUUUUGGGCCAUUGCUUCCAAGCCCGAAUGUAGAGAUAUUGUGAUGGACGCUGACCUCUGGGUGGUAGUUGGAGGCCGUUGGUCUGAUUUGCACACGGUGGGAGGUCUCAAUAUCAAAGAGGAGCGCCGACGUAUGAUUAAUAUCCAGGAAACAUCUAUACGAAUGCCGUAUGGUCGAUUGUUUCAAGAUUUAUGCCUAGCCAAUGUUCUUGGCGCUUUUCUGCGGUCCUCAAUUCUCCCCAAAAGAGAAACACUUCUUUCAUCCCAAUGGAAGUCGCGUGAACAGACCAGAGUCAACAGUCCUGUACUUGGCGAAGCUCUCACAGUGCGUGGGAUCGUGGAUGUUAUCCAACAGCUAAUUACAAGCAAAGACACCUUGAUAGCUGAUACGGGGGAUGCUUGGUUCAAUGCCGCCGAUAUUUCGCUCCCCAUGGGGGCGAACUUUCAAAUUCAGCUAGUUUAUGCGUCUCUGGGAUGGAGCCUACCUGCUGCGCUUGGCUGCCAACUAGCUCGCCCCGAUGGGCGAACAAUCCUCAUGAUUGGUGAUGGCGCUUUUCAAAUGACUGCUCAAGAGCUAAGUACUGCCAUCCGAAGUAGAGCCAACAUGAUAGUCUUCAUCUUCAACAAUCUGGGUUAUCAGAUCGAGUCUGCAAUUCAUGAUGGACCGUAUAAUUACAUCGCCAAUUGGAACUAUGCCAAAUUCGCUUCCGCCAUGUGUACACCCAAGCAUACAAGAACAUGCAACGACCCGUUCGCAUCUCAAUUGGACAAAGACCGGGGUCUUAAUCCGGCAUUUUUCUCGAUGCAAAUCAAAACACAAGCCGAUCUGCUAUCAGCCUUAGAUCGGAUCAAUUUGGAGCCAUGGAAACUAGCCCUCUUGGAGUGCUGCAUUCAGCCCGGCGAUGUCAGUGUUGGUCUACGGCAGCUUGCAGGUGCACUCUCUGAAACAGUCCAGUGA
Molecule: messenger RNA, 1803 nt
Organism: Penicillium roqueforti
Lineage: Eukaryota; Fungi; Ascomycota; Eurotiomycetes; Eurotiales; Aspergillaceae
Exons: 3
Coding region: 1-1803 (600 amino acids)
Molecular function (GO): thiamine pyrophosphate binding; magnesium ion binding; carboxy-lyase activity
Source: RefSeq, a predicted model, not a curated record